AUGGAUGACGAUGACGAUCUGUUGGCUUCACUGGACAUGGAGUCCAUCCCGAAACUAGCUGCCGUUACGCCAAGCACUAGCCAGCAGAUUUCAGGAUCAUCCGGAUCUUCCAACAGUGCACCGGCAACCGACGCUCCGGUGGUGAUUGCGAAAGCAAACAAAGGAAAUUGCAUCUUGGUCAACCCGAAGCAGCGCGGCAAUCCGCUACUGAAGGCCAUUCAAAACAUACCCUGGGAGUACGAUGAUAUCGUGCCGGACUAUGUCGUCGGAACCGUGGCGUGCAUACUGUUUCUGUCGUUGCGCUACCACAAUCUCAAUCCCGACUACAUCCACGCGCGGCUGAAGCAAUUGGAAAAAAAGUACGAACUGCGCGUGUUGCUGGUACAGAUCGACAUUCAGCAGCCGCAGAAUGCUCUGAAGCACCUGACCCGCAUAUGCCUGCUGGCGGACCUGACGCUAAUGCUGGCCUGGAACGCGGACGAAGCGGGUCGCAUCGUGGAGAAGUACAAACUGUUCGAACAUCGACCCCCGGACUGGAUCAUGGAACGGGCGGAAAAGUAUCCACACGAAAGGGCGGUCCGAGCGCUGACCAGCAUCAAGCCGGUCAAUCAAACGGAUGCGAUGAUAUUGCUGCAAAACUACGGUACGCUGGCCAAUCUCAUCAACAGCGGCGAGGAGAAGCUCAGCAUGGUUUCGGGAUUGGGGCCGAGAAAGGUGAAAAAGUUGCACAAAACAUUUAAUGAAAAUUUUCGUAGUUAA
Messenger RNA from Anopheles cruzii, 759 nucleotides. RefSeq names its product DNA excision repair protein ERCC-1 (gene Ercc1). Gene Ontology annotation, molecular function: single-stranded DNA binding; damaged DNA binding. Gene Ontology annotation, cellular component: nucleus; ERCC4-ERCC1 complex; nucleotide-excision repair factor 1 complex. Gene Ontology annotation, biological process: meiotic mismatch repair; nucleotide-excision repair; mitotic recombination. NCBI's taxonomy places the organism in Eukaryota, Metazoa, Arthropoda, Insecta, Diptera, Culicidae. The record is from RefSeq and is a predicted model, not a curated record. The transcript has a single exon. The coding region runs from base 1 to 759 and encodes 252 amino acids.